GCCCGUAAGAGAAUUUUGGAGGAGAUUGUUUUUGCUAAUGCGAAUAAUGUGUGCAAACAAGCGAUUUUAAGUCUCCCUCCAGAACCCCCACGGACUCUACAGGUGAUGCUGCAAGUUUGCCAGCAAAAGGUCCCUUUCCUGCUUCAACAUAUGACCACCGCAAGCAAGCAGGGAACUCGGCAGGUGCAUGCUGCGGAAGAUGCGACUCUUCGUCGCCCACAGGCUCGCAAGCUGGCAGCGUCGAACCCAGCCAGAGCACGGGUCGAGUGCUACCUCUGCCAUGAAAAAGGGCACUUUGUGAGCCAAUGCCCGCAUAACUUGCUGGCAAAGCCUCGGCCGCAGCAGGAGGACUCCGAACACAAUUCAAAAAACUAGGGGGGGAGUGCGGGCCCACCCGGCAUGAUGACCCCAACAGGGUGGGCAGUGCAGAAGAGAAGGCAGUCAACGCCUUCGGGGGUCACUGGACCAAGACAACUAUCUCGGACUGGCAUUUCCUUUACCCUUCCCAGGAGGGAACUUUCCCGGACUUGACGUUAACACCAUUUUGUAAACCUUACAGGUUGAGGCUCACUCACAGUGCGCACCUCAGAGAUACCAGCUGGUACCCAGUUCGCGUGGAUUGCGAAGACCUUCUGGACUGGCCGUUUCAAAGGAAAGAUCCGUCCAACCAUGAGCGCCAAGACUGCCAUCAGUUCAGCCGUCCUCUUCGCCAGUCUCCUGACCAUCGCCCAGGCGUGGCUCGUCCCCCAGCCACAACAGAACGUCUGGGCUGUUUUGGCCAAAUCACUGGGCCAAGACCACAUAUGUCUCAACCAAGCGAGUGCCGCGAAUCCCAUGGCAUCCUGCCUCGUGGGGAUCCCAUUUAAAGAUCGUGAGAUGCCCAAGAUGCUUCUAGGUUAUGCUCAAAAACUUAGACAAGAAGCUGCUAAAAUGGAGCAUAACCUAAAGCAUGCCCAUUACAUCGUCGCGUGGUACAAUUAUAUUAAAAGUCUUCCAAAGUUAGAAAACGAGCCUCAGGAGCUGGAGCUUCUAGGUUCCGCCAGAGCCGAAUCUUGUUUUCAUAUCCGCAACGACCACGUCCAGCGUCACCACCGUCAUUUUGUCUCCUCCAAAGCCCAUUUUAAUACUCAUUGGUGUAACGCUGUGUCCUUUAGUUAUCCUCCAAUCCCUCCCCAAAAAUCAGCCCAAGUCUUUGCCCAUCCCCGCCAGCUUCCUAGGGGAACAUUCUUGAUUUGCGGAGACCACGCAUGGGCAGGUAUCCCCUCUCACCUCUCCGGAGGCCCGUGCACCUUUGGGACCCUCGGAUUGUUUUCACCCAACAAAUCACAAAUUUUGGAUUGGGUUACACAGAAUUCUACAAAUGGUGCACAUAUAUUGGCACACUCUAGAAAGAAGAGAGAAGACUACUCUCUCAAAAAAUUGGCAGACAAUUGCGAUGAGGAAAUUAUCCAUUGGAGCAGAUCUAAAGGCAUCGCAAUCACAGUAUUUGCGCCGUGGGUCGCCAUUGCUAAGACCCUCGGAGAAUUAGGCCAUUUGGAAUGUUGGGUAGCUAAGCAAUCCCGUUUAACUUCUAGGGCCCUAUCAAACCUCCUGAAAGAUGAGGAAAUUACGAGGCAGGCAACCCUCCAGAAUCGUGCAGCCAUCGAUUACCUCCUGCUCCUCCACGGUCACUCGUGUGAGGAGUUUGAGGGGCUCUGCUGCUUUAAUUUGACAUCUAGGGCCAAGGGGACUCGCGAGGCACUCAAACAAAUGGAAAACAUGAUAGGAGACAUCAAGCAAGAAUACGGGGACUGGCUCAGUAAUUUGUUCAAGGGAUGGGGGAUCUCGGGUUGGACGGGAUCGAUUCUUAGAACUGUUCUGUUAAUUGUUUUUGUGCUUUUUGUUGCUAUUGCCAGCCUUGGACUAAUGAAAAAGAUGUUGCAGAAUUUGAUUUCUUCCUCCACAUCACCACUCAAAGCUGAAGUCCACCGAGUAGCCGUUGAAGUAGGCCCAGAAGUGUUCAAGGAGGAGGAGGAAAGCUUCGUUGAUGAGGACGAGCAGGCUGAACAGCUUGAAAUCAUCGUGGAAGAAGUGCGCAGCUUUCCUCGAGAACAAUGGCCUACUCAACAGCAGUGGUUUGCAGAAUCAUACCCACGUUCUGAAUACCUGGUGGACCCCCCUCAAUUCGGAUAUCUGAGAUAGGACUCACAGGGUCAAAAAUAAAAGAAAAGGGGGAGAUGUGGUGGUGUGGAUGGUUGGACUUUCCCCAUUUCAGUAUGUUAAACCUCAGUUGGACUCCACAAAGAAAGUUGGGACAGUGUAAGCAGGAACAAGCAGGUGCUGUGAAGGACUGUGACAAGGAAAAGAAGGACAGACGAGGGAGAGGAUUUAAAGAGAGAGACUUAAGGAAGAAGGAGAGGGUGCUAAAAGAAGGAUAUAGGAAAGAGGGUUUUGAGGCAGAGAGAAGUUGAAAGAUAUAUGGGUGGUUUACCAAGUGGGAAGGAUUUAGAUAUGUGGAAAAGAUGAAAGGCUGGUGGGUCCUAUAUUGUAUGUUCUGCACAAUGUUGUAUGUUCUGUACACCCCCCCUUAAUUGAAAUUCAUAAGUUCCCCUUGGUCACAUGUUACCUUUUCCCCUCUUCCCGCCACUGUGUUAUCCCUCCCCUAUCCCCUAACUGGUUCAAGGCUUGCAACCCUUCCCCUUAUCUCCCAAGUGUCAAGGUUCCAUUGGUUGCCGCAAAGAGGGACUCCCAUUUCUCCUCCCCUACCCCGAAAGCAUAUAAGCUGGUGCAUUUCUUUGUUCGGUAUCCAGUUCAGCCUGGUUCCACUUCGGUCUGGACAGUGCUCUGUUGGAUUAAAGUUGUGGUUUCUCUGGCUGGCUGGAUCCUCCUUUCUCGCUUUUAGCGCGUCGCUUCAGUUAUCCUACUGCCGUUCAGGUCUCUCCCAGGGUCAAGAACCCACAGGGCUGACCCCUUCGUUCCGCUGAGGGGCGGCUCGGAUUCCGCUUGCUCCGGUGCCUGGGCUGGCUCGGGGUGAAGCCAAGGGGCUUAGUAGCGGCACCGCG
Prinia subflava (tawny-flanked prinia) is the source of this 3041-nucleotide messenger RNA. RefSeq lists its product as uncharacterized. The record is from RefSeq and is a predicted model, not a curated record. Lineage: Eukaryota; Metazoa; Chordata; Aves; Passeriformes; Cisticolidae. The transcript has 2 exons. Bases 670 to 2181 code for a protein of 503 amino acids.